Biomphalaria glabrata is the source of this 1786-nucleotide messenger RNA. RefSeq lists its product as uncharacterized. Bases 207 to 1007 code for a protein of 266 amino acids. The transcript is spliced from 4 exons. The record is from RefSeq and is a predicted model, not a curated record. Lineage: Eukaryota; Metazoa; Mollusca; Gastropoda; Planorbidae. Gene Ontology annotation, molecular function: NAD+ poly-ADP-ribosyltransferase activity.
UAGUUUCAGGUAUAAAUAGCUCAUAGUUUGGCUGAUCUUUGGUUUUAGAAGUUUUGUUUCUGUUCUAAGUAGACCUACUCGACCACAAUAUUUGAAUCGUCAACUGUCAGGUUUAGGCUACAUAUAGGCCCUAUCAACAUUUCAUUAAAGUCUAGUUUCAAUAAAAAAAAAUUAAAUUAAAAAAUCUUACAAUUAGGAGGAAAGAAAUGGCAUACAAUUCAUCUCCUAGAGGUACUGUUGAUUUUCUGCGUUACGCACUUCAACAUGACCGAGAGAGCCCUGCAUACUGGAGUACAAAUGGCAAAUUCCAGCCUUUUCUGGUUGACGUCAGGGAUUUUCGAACAAACGAGGCCAUUAAGUCCCUGGUGCAAGAAACAUGGGACAGAAGGCUGGUGGGUGAAGGUCGAGAUGCAAGAGGUUUAGAACACAAUCAGAUUGUCGUUCUGGGUGUUGAGAGAAUUGAGAACGCCACACUUUUCGCUGCAUACCGUAAAGCCAGGCGGGACAUGCUUCGGAGGCAGAUAGCGAGAGGGUGUAUCUGUCCUGACAUUGCCACGCUGUCCCGAAGAGAGAGACAGAAUGUACUCACAACUCGACUUCUCCCUGGCUUCAUGAAGGAAGACUUAUACCAUGAGAUUAAUGAACAUUACGUUUUCCACGGAACCACCGUAGAUAGAAUUGGCGGACUUGUCACUGGAGGUUUCAAUGUCAGGCAAUCAAGUGACGACAACUUAUUUGGCCGUGGAAUCUACACCGCUGAAAAGGCAAUUAAAGCAGAUCAAUACGCAGAUCCAACUCAGAACAGAAGUCCUCCGGGAAACAGACUGAAACUGAUUCUGUGCAGAAUGCUACUUGGAAAUCCUCUAGUACUUCAGGAACAGUUCAAAAACCCACUACCUGCUCAGUACGAUUCCAUUAUCAGUGAAGGCUGGAUGUUUAGAGAGUUUGUGGUUAAAGAGGACGAUAGAAUUUAUCCGGAAUACGUCAUCACAUACACGAGGCAGUAACAUUCUGGAGCCGAAGACAGAGGAACUAAUCACUUUUCUUUUCACAAGUGUAUGUCUGAGCAAUGUCAAUAACGUUAAGACACGUACAUUAUCACUGAGUUAUUAUUUUUUGAUAACACUUUUCUUCAUGGCAUAGCUUAGUGUGAUUGGGACUGGAUAUAGCGUGGAAAAUGCUUUAAAAAACUCACGAAUUAUUUUUUCAAGAGCAAAAGUAACAAAGUAACAUACAGUAAAAUGUGAUAGCUGUUAUUAAACUUUGAGACACAAUUAACAUAUUUCAUGAUCAUAAUUUAUUAUAGACCUUUAGUUUCAUUCAUCGUACAGCAUAAUUAACAUAUCACACUGCACCAAUUUUAAGUUUUAUUUUGUAUUGAUAUACAUUAAAAGAUUUUUUUUUACACUACAAACCACAAUAGUUACACUAUUUUAAAAAUAAUAAUAUUAACAAAUACAAUUUUUCUUCUUUUUAUAUGCGAUUGAAAUGAAUUUGAACAUAUCACGUGACGUGAGUUUAAAGGUUUCAUGGUUGUCGUUUGCUGUGUUACCCCUCUUUCCCUUUCGAAUUUCACAAACAACAUAUAGGCCUAUAGUAAAAAACAAUAAAGCUCUUAGUAAUUGGCAUUUUAAUGCUGUGCGGAUUUGAUUCUUAACUUCUGUAAUUCUUUUAAUUCGUUGUGGAACAUUUCUGUAUCUUGUUAUAUAUUAUGUAAUUAUAUGUGUUGAUAUGGUGCGCAAAGGUGCACGCGUUCAAUAUAAUAAAGUAUCAUUCUCCGCCAUGA